UGUGACGCUCCUUGUAGUGUAAGGUAAUCGUCUAACAUGUAGUAUUUUACAAAACUUGUAAAAUGUUAUUUAAAUGUGGGUGACGUUGGAAUAAUAGUUUUGUUUAUAAAUUUAUAAUAAUUAAUAACAGCUAUUAUGGAACAACAGCUUGUUUUUGCGGGAAUUUACGAGAGUACGACGAAUAUCUGGUUAGGUGCCCCCUUGUGAUUGAAGGCGGCGUGUGGCAAGUAUCUGAAACUUGACAGCCACGGGGAUUUGUGGCGCUAGAUCCCCGUAAGUUUCACCAAAACUCUUUGUGUCCUCUGGGUCUCAAACUAACUGGGAAUUACAGAGAGAUUGAUGAUUUUGGAUAGCAAACGCGUGCAUUAGAGAACAUUACCAAAGAGCACCAUCAAGUCCUGAUGCCCUGGGCCAGAUAUGGACCAGGUCACCUUCCGCAGUGACACUGUGCUCUCCGACGUCCACCUGCUGAUUCCCAAUGCACGCCACCUCAUGGUCCGCCUCAAUGCUGCAGGACAGCCAGUUUUUGUUUCCCGGUUCAAGAUUCUCCAGUGUUCCGAGGGCGUUUGCAGCCUGGAUGGAGGACAGGAGGGGGCGGGGGAGCAGAAUGAGACACAGACCCCCCCGCAAUCUCUUGUGGAUGAAGAUGGAGAUCUGGAUGUGGUCAGGAGGCCCAGGGAGAGUCGUACCUCUGAACCAGACCUUAGAAUUCGCGACAGAGUGAAUCCCACGAUCCUCAGCAGGGGCGAAGCCACGGAGCUGCAGUGGGUGGAUGAGGAGGAAUAUUCCAAAGACGUGAUUAAAAUCGAACAUACAAUGGCCACACCGUUAGAAGACGUAGGGAAGCAGGUGUGGCGUGGUGCCUUCUUGAUGGCCGACUUCAUCCUCUCCCAGCCGGAGCUAUUCAAAGGAUCCACGGCACUCGAACUCGGCGCUGGAAUGGGUUUCACCAGCCUGGCCAUGGCAACUGUUGCCAAGCGGGUCUACUGCACAGAUGUUGGCCGUGACCUUCUAGGCAUGUGUCAGAGGAACGUGGCUUUGAACAGGCAUCUCUUGGAGUCCGCAGGUGGUGAAGUCAAAGUGCGUGAAUUGGACUGGAUGGGAGACGAUUUCCCUUCAGAUGCGGCCUCCGAGUUUGGCUGGUCGGAAGAGGAGAUCGCGGACCUACACGACAGCACCACUGUGCUAAUAGCUGCUGAUUUGUGCUAUGAUGAGGAUCUCACGGACAGCUUGUUCCGGACACUGUAUAGAAUGACAAGCAACCUCCACCAGCCCAGCACCAUCUACCUGUCGAUUGAGAAGCGGCUGAAUUUCACCAUCCAGCACCUGGACAUUUCCUGCGAAGCUUACGACCACUUCCGCCGCUGUCUGAGAGACCUGGGAGGUCUGACUGACGGCAAGAUGAGAUUCUCCGUGGAGUCGGUGGAGACGCGCUUCCCGCAGUUCUUCGAAUAUGAGCGCGUGGAGCAGCUGGAGUUGUGGAAAGUAACAGCUUCAUUUGUUUCAUUAAAAAAAAGAGAAAAACCUGUAAUCCCUGUGCCAUUGGAAGGGGCACCGAGUCCCAGCACGCAAUAGAUUAAUUGCAGUACAUAAACUGUGACCCCUGGCUUUUGAAUUUGUGAAUGAAACGCAAAUUCGGCCAUUUUCCAGUUGGUAGCUGAGAACUAGGUGUGAUACCCUGGUGAUGCUUCCCUCUAUGCAAGUGAUGGCUGCGUUGAUAGAUAUAGCAUUUUAACACAUCUCAGAAGCCAGGCGCCGCGACCUCCGGAGGUACGAUCAGCAGCCCCUGUACCCCAGAGGACUCGGAUGUAGCGGACGGACGUCGACGCCGGAAUACUAACACAAGUGGAUGUUAACCUCCACAGCUUGCGUGGGUAAUUUUCCACUCAAACUUUUAAUGUUUUUUUUUUGCAGUGUGUAAUCUAUAGAGUUUGUUUAAAUAAUUAUGCAGUGGUUUUCCGUUUAAGGAUUGCUUUUGUUUGACUUGUUUUAGGAGGUUUGUCAUAGUUAAAAAAUCAAGUGAAACCGAGUAACAACUGUGUGAUAAACGUGAUUAUAUCACGAUUGUUUGUCGAUGCGUUUUGCAGUUUGUGUUUAUUUAACAAAGUGGCUUUGAUCGAGGUGACACAUUUUAAAAAGAAAUAACAUUUAAUAUUUAUUAAAGUGUACAAGAUUUGUGUGGUGGCUGGAUGUUUAUCAUUUGGUUGCAGAAAUGUAUAAAAUAUACAGUUUAGCUUUAGAUUAUUAAAUCAGCUGAACUUGUUCCCGGUUGCUUUUAUAUUCGUUUACUUUUCUUUUGGGGUAGAAAAUAAUCAUGUUAUUUACAGUACCAGUCAAAAGUCUGAACACGCCAACUUUUAAUGCAUUUGUCUCUGUUUUAGAUAUGCCAUUCAUCUUAUAGUAAACAACCUAGAGGUGAUGAAGUAAUACAUCUUAAAUAUUGCUAAAACCGA
Molecule: messenger RNA, 2453 nt
Organism: Paramormyrops kingsleyae
Lineage: Eukaryota; Metazoa; Chordata; Actinopteri; Osteoglossiformes; Mormyridae
Gene: mettl22
Product: methyltransferase 22, Kin17 lysine
Biological process (GO): protein methylation
Cellular component (GO): nucleus
Molecular function (GO): protein methyltransferase activity
Source: RefSeq, a predicted model, not a curated record